Messenger RNA from Aedes albopictus (Asian tiger mosquito), 888 nucleotides. RefSeq names its product activator of basal transcription 1-like. Gene Ontology annotation, cellular component: nucleolus. NCBI's taxonomy places the organism in Eukaryota, Metazoa, Arthropoda, Insecta, Diptera, Culicidae. Gene Ontology annotation, biological process: small-subunit processome assembly; endonucleolytic cleavage in ITS1 to separate SSU-rRNA from 5.8S rRNA and LSU-rRNA from tricistronic rRNA transcript (SSU-rRNA, 5.8S rRNA, LSU-rRNA); endonucleolytic cleavage to generate mature 5'-end of SSU-rRNA from (SSU-rRNA, 5.8S rRNA, LSU-rRNA). The record is from RefSeq and is a predicted model, not a curated record. Gene Ontology annotation, molecular function: RNA binding. Bases 118 to 873 code for a protein of 251 amino acids. The transcript is spliced from 2 exons.
GUCAACCCAACGCGUGCACGCGCCGUCGCAUUUUUUGAACAGUCGUAAUUUUUGUGUAAUUUGAACUGUUAUUUUGUAAUUAUUAUAAGUGUUUCUGCAAAAACCUAAGACACCAUAAUGGUCAAAUCUGCUAAAAAGCUGAAGCGGAAAUCCCUGAACGGUUCCCAGUGGGAAGAGGCGGCACUAUCAGACGAUGAGCCGCCGAAGCGGAAACUCGUCGUUGCACCGCCUGAAAGCGACGAAGACGACGACGAGGAAGAUGUCGUGAGCGACCAUUCGGAACCUGAGAGCGAGCAAAAUUCCGAAGCAAACGAUGACUCGGAACCGGAAUCGGAAGAAUCUGAACCUAAACGCAGCAAAGUAAAACUGGUCACACCGUUGAAAAAGAAGAAAACCGGCAUCAUCUACAUCUCGUCGAUUCCGAAGCAUAUGAACGUGACGAUUCUGAGGGAACUGCUCGAACCGUACGGUGAUGUGGGGAGGAUCUAUUUGCAACCGGAGCGGAAAGACGGUGCGAUUAAGAAGAAAACGGCCAAAGGAAAGCGUGCCAUGCUGCGGUACACCGAGGGUUGGGUGGAAUUCAAACGGAAGCGGGUGGCCAAGGCGGUCGUCCAGCACCUCAACACCAAACCGAUCAGCGCCAAGAAGAAGUCGGUGUUCUGUGAUAUCCUGUGGAGCAUGAAGUACCUGCCGCGGUUCAAGUGGAUCCACCUGAGCGAACGGUUGGCCUACGAGCGAGCCGUGUACAAGCAGAAACUUCGGACGGAGAUCGCCCAGGCCCGGAAGGAGGCCAGCUUCUUCCAGAGCCAUCUGGAUCAGAGCGAGGCGGUGCGGAAAAAGGCGAAGAAGGAAAAGAAGGCGAAUAAAGAGUAGGUUCGGAUCAAGUAA